GGGGCGAGCGGAGCGGGCGCCGGAUCCCAGGCCGCCGGGUCGGGCUCGGGCGCAGCUUGAGCGCUUUCCGCGGGGUUUGGCUCCUGUCGCUUCCCGUCAACAGAACCGGCCACGCCACCGCGGGAGCCGCCGCCAGGGAACUCGGAGCCGGGCGGCCGGGCGGGGCGGGGGCGCGGAGCGGCGGCUCCGGGACGUGGACGCAGAUGAAAAGAAGUGAAGAAUUGCCAAAUAAACAUACUGACCAAGAGGAAACAAGCAUUCUUCGUUGCUGGAAAUGUAGAAAAUGCAUAGUGAGUUCUGGUUCCUUCAUGAAUUACCUUGAGAGUCAAGUGAUUGAGGAUAGACAUGAAUCAGUCGAUGCUCAAAAUACUUGUCAUGUGUGGCACAUGAAUCUAGACGCUCUUCCAGAAUGGAUAAACUGCCAAAUACAAAAAGCCCAGUGGACAGUUGGAAAACUGAAUUGUCCUUUCUGCGGGGCCCGCUUAGGGGGCUUUAAUUUUGUCAGCGCUCCAAAAUGCUCCUGUGGCCAGCUUGCAGCUGUACAUCUCUCCAAGAGCCGGACUGAUUAUCAACCAGCACAGGCAGGCAGACUAAUGAGACCAUCGCUGGAGUACUUCUCACAUCCUCGAGUUCAGUCAGGUUGUGAUAAGGAAAUUCUGCUGACAGGUGGUGGCUCCAAAAUCAGAAAUCACAGGCUUUUAAACAUGGCCCCAAAUAAUAAUGGCCUUGGAAGAUUAACAGAAGCACUCUGCCUGGAGGUCCGAGCAACAUACUUUGAGAUGAAGAAUGAAAAAUUAUUCUUCAAAGCAUCAGAUCCAAAAUACCAGCUUUUUGUUCCCCAGCUUGUGACUGGCAGAUGCACUUCAAGAGCUUUUCACAGAAAAUCACAUAGUUUGGAUCUGAACAUCAGUGAGAAGCUGACUUUAUUGCCUACUUUAUGUGACAUCCAUAGUAAGACCACUACCUACCCCAGGCUGAAUGAAACACAACCUCUUGACCUCUCCGGCUUGCCUUUAUCAUCUGGUAAAAAUAGCUGCGCCUUUCAAAAUCCAUCCAGUUUUGAUCCCAAUAUGCUGCUGCAAAGAUUAUCAGUGGCUCCCAAUGAGACCCAGACACAAAGAGGAAGAGAAUUUCAGUGUGGUCUAGAAGCUUCUUCAGUGUACUCUGAUCAUGCUAAUACUAGCAGUCUGACUUUCCUGAUGGAUCUGCCCUCGGCCAGAAGGAGCAUGCUGGAGGCCUCAGACCAGGAAGAGCACCUCUACCCUCUGGACUUCCUGCACUCGGCCAGUUUUCCCUUGGGCACCAUUAACCACAGGCUGAAUAACAGAGAAAGGAGCAAGUUGAGGACUCUGAGAAGGAAACAGCGAAGGCAUGAAAGAUGGCUACAGAAACAGGGUCAAUACUCAGGAGUGGGAUUGCUGGAUCAUAUGACUUUGAAUAAUGAGAUGAGUACAGAUGAUGACAAUGAAUACACAGAAGAAAAGGACAGCUACAUCUGCGCAGUGUGUCUGGAUGUCUAUUUCAACCCCUACAUGUGUUACCCUUGCCACCACAUCUUCUGUGAGCCCUGUUUACGGACUCUGGCCAAAGACAAUCCUGCAAGCACCCCCUGCCCUCUGUGUCGGACAAUUAUUUCUAGAGUCUUUUUCCAGACAGAACUGAACAAUGCCACAAAGACAUUCUUUACUAAAGAAUAUUUGAAAAUAAAACAAAGCUUUCAGAAAUCCAGCUCUGCAAAAUGGCCUUUACCAAGCUGCAGAAAAGGGUUCCAUCUUUUUGGAGGAUUCCACAGACAUUCAGCUCCAGUUACAAGAAGACAGUUCCCACAUGGUGCUCACAGGAUGGACUACCUGCACUUUGAGGAUGACAGCCGUGGAUGGUGGUUUGAUAUGGAUAUGGUGAUCAUCUAUAUUUAUUCAGUGAACUGGGUCAUCGGAUUCAUUGUUUUCUGCUUUCUUUGCUAUUUUUUCUUUCCGUUUUAGGAAUUGUCAUACUCUACUACAAUUGAACAAUCGUAAAUAUAAAUAACAAUUGUGUAAACAUUAUUUUAAAGUAUGCUUUGAAGUUUUUAUGAUGUUGCAUUAUAUAAACUGUUGGUGUUUAUAGAAAGUCUGAGAAUAAUGGAUGUAUUUAUUAAUGUGUUUCAUGUAACAGUCUGUUUUUUCAGUAGCCAGUCUAUCUAGCACUUAGCACCAGUGCAGUAGCUGAUCUAUCCAGCACUUAGCAACAGUGCACUAUUGACUUCAUAUUCUCAGUUUAGGUCUUGGGGCACUAAUUUUACAAUGUCACUUUUAUACUUCUUUGAAUUGUAAAGACUGAGGUUUUUCUUCCAUCUAAAAAUAUAAAAUGAAAUGAUAAUCUGAAUAGGUAGUAUCCUUAUUAAUAAGAUGUUUGGUAAAACACUACUUAUUCUUGGGUAAAUGAUGUGCAUUAAAGAUAAACCAUACUCUCUGGGAACUAAUCAAACAGGGUAUAUUGCAUUUUGAUUUCCAGUUAUAUCUACUAUGUCUCUUCCUAGUACCAAAAAAUCUAACAAUCCAUUUUGUACAGACUUGAUCGCUUUGAUGCAACAUUUUUAACUAAUAUAACCAGCAGAAUAUUACAUGCAGUGAGACUAACCACUCAAUAGAUUCCUUAGCGAGCCAUAUUAACACGUUCCAAUUUCAGGAUGAAUCUCUUGAAGAAACAAUAACAAGAAAUCUGACUUUUAGUAAUCUAAAAUAUCAAUGCAUGUCCAAAAUGUAAUUAAUCUAGUGACUCACUUAACUAGAAGACUGUCAAAUAUAUUGUCCAUGUGCAAUAAAGAGUGGCUUUUACAUUUUU
Messenger RNA from Nannospalax galili (Upper Galilee mountains blind mole rat), 2823 nucleotides. It is a transcript of the gene Rnf180, whose product is annotated as ring finger protein 180. The record is from RefSeq and is a predicted model, not a curated record. Gene Ontology annotation, biological process: positive regulation of proteasomal ubiquitin-dependent protein catabolic process; serotonin metabolic process; protein polyubiquitination. Gene Ontology annotation, molecular function: ubiquitin protein ligase activity; ubiquitin conjugating enzyme binding; metal ion binding. The transcript is spliced from 8 exons. NCBI's taxonomy places the organism in Eukaryota, Metazoa, Chordata, Mammalia, Rodentia, Spalacidae. Gene Ontology annotation, cellular component: endoplasmic reticulum membrane. Bases 204 to 1982 code for a protein of 592 amino acids.